Molecule: messenger RNA, 2844 nt
Organism: Oncorhynchus masou masou (cherry salmon)
Lineage: Eukaryota; Metazoa; Chordata; Actinopteri; Salmoniformes; Salmonidae
Product: calcitonin gene-related peptide type 1 receptor-like
Exons: 13
Coding region: 329-1768 (479 amino acids)
Biological process (GO): cell surface receptor signaling pathway; adenylate cyclase-activating G protein-coupled receptor signaling pathway; angiogenesis
Cellular component (GO): plasma membrane
Molecular function (GO): adrenomedullin receptor activity; calcitonin gene-related peptide receptor activity; calcitonin receptor activity
Source: RefSeq, a predicted model, not a curated record
CUGAGCAUGACUUCAACAAUUGAAACACGGAAUCAAUCAUGGAAAUAACCAAUUAAGCUCAGAAAUGAAAUGCAUAGCUGCAAUAUGUAACUUUUUGGUUUUAGCAACCAGGAAAUGGUGGUGUGAUUUUGUAUAUUGCACCUUUAAUGUUGAUAAUAAAAUCCCCAAGAGCUUGAUGCCCGUGAGAUGGACCGCCCUCAAUAUCUGCGGUUAUCAAUUCAAUGCGUUGGUGCGGGCUGGACGCAGUGCCUGACACAUUUAUACUGGAACAUGUGAAGGUGGGAAGAUUUGGAAAGUAGUUAGAGCAUCCAACAAAUUCUGAAGAACCAUGUGGAGGAUCCUAGCACUAUGGCUUCCGGUGCUACUCCUGGGAGUUGAGGUGUGCCACUGUGAAGAUGUGCUGGAAUCAGAAGAGGUGCCUAUCAACCCUGUGUCAACCACAGUGACCCGCAGCCAGAUCCUCUCAGCUCAGUUUGAGUGCUACCUAAAGAUUCUCCAUGACCCACCACACAAUGAAGAUGGCACAUUCUGUAACCGCACAUGGGACGGAUGGCUAUGUUGGAGUGACUCUGCCCCUGGCACAGCCAUGCAGCUCUGCCCUGAUUACUUCCAGGACUUUGACCCCUCAGAGAAAGCGACCAAAGUGUGCAACUUGGAUGGACAGUGGUUUCGUCACCCUGAGAGCAACCGUAUUUGGUCCAAUUACACCCAGUGUCAGAUGUACACCAAGGAUAAACUGAUGUUUGCUUUCAGCUUGUACUACUUGGCCAUUGUGGGACAUGGAUUGUCUGUGGUAUCCCUCAUCAUCUCACUCUGCAUCUUCUCCUACUUCAAGAGUCUGAGCUGCCAGAGGAUCUCCCUCCAUAAGAACAUGUUCCUGUCCUUUAUCUUCAACUCCAUCUGCACCGUCAUCUGGAUCUCUGCUGUAGCCAAAAACCAGCAGCUGGGGGCCAGCUACCCUAUUGGAUGCAAGAUCCUGACAGUCCUGAACCAGUAUAUAUUUGGCUCCAACUACUUCUGGAUGCUGUGUGAGGGGAUCUACUUGCACACUCUCAUCGUCGUUUCUGUGUUUGUGGGAGAGCAGCAGCUGGGCUGGUAUUAUGUCCUUGGUUGGGGCUUCCCCAUCAUUCCUGCCAUUACACAUGCUGUGGCCCGCGGGGUCUUCUAUGAUGACAGAUGCUGGAUCAGUUCCGACACACACCUGCUCUACAUCAUCCAUGGUCCUUUCCAAGCUGCCCUGCUGGUGAACCUGUUCUUCCUACUCAACAUAGUGCGUGUGCUGAUCACCAAGCUGCAGGUGACCCACAGUGCGCAGUCCAAUGCCUAUAUGAAGGCUGUGCGAGCCACUCUAAUCCUGAUACCUCUGCUGGGAGCCCAGUUCAUCCUGGUUCCUUGGAGGCCAGAGGGACAUAAGGCCAGGGCCAUCUAUGAGUUCACCAUGAACAUCUUCACACAUUUCCAGGGACUCCUGGUCGCAAUUAUAUUCUGCUUUUGCAAUGCAGAGGUGCAGGCAUGUCUUAGAAGGAAAUGGGCCCAGACCAAGCUGGUGUGGAAAUGGACAGAUUCCUACUCCCACUACAACACCAACUCCUCUGUGACCGAGACGAGUCGCGCUACAGUCAGCCUGGAGCUCACUGCUUCUGAGGAGGACACCAUCAUUAAGCCAGGUGGCAGUGUGCACUACCGAGCCAAUGGACAGAGCAACGGCAAGCGCUGCACCAAUAGGGAGAUGGACACGCCCAGGAUCCUGGAGACCACUGACAUCUGAGAGCAUUGCAUUGUCCCUACCCAUAGGUGUCAUCACAUUAUGCUGGUCACAAACAGGCUCACUUAGCUCACAGCAUGGCCACAGAUAAUUGGUCAGAGCAGAAAAAGAGGAUCACACACACACACACACACACACACACACACACACACACUGUAAGAAUAUAUGCACAAAUGUGUACAAGAUACACAUGCAAGCACAAACACACAACACAGACAAAGACACACACAUUUGAUAAUGAAUGAUCCGUUUACAGGGUCCAGUUGAAACCUUGCAGACAAGUAUUUGCCCCAAAUGUAUAUACAUUUCACUGUGGCUUCUCAAUGUUGCUCAUGUUGGCCUUAUGGAACAAAUCCAGUGAUACAAGGACCCAAUGAAGAUGGCUAUCUCUGGUAAUGUUUGAUCUUGGCCUUCAAUGCGAAUUAGUGUCUGAUAUAAUAAUUUUCUGUAGGCCUAUUGUACCAUUUGUACAGUAUAUAAGCACUCUUAUAUUUGAUGAGUUUAUUAAACUCUGACACUCCUUUUAUAUUGUUAAAAUUAGGAUCUGUCUUUUUGAUGUCACUUUAAUGAUGUGGAACUUAUUAUUUAAUUGUGUUGCAUAAGCUUGCCUUUUUAGAACCAUGAAAUUACUUGGCAUAGUUUUGACUGCUGAAUGUUGAGUUCUCAGAGGCAAGGAAGAUGACUGACAGUGAAUAAGGCAUACAACACAAUGAGGAAUAGUGUGUCUGUGUGCUUUGACCCUCAAAUGGGAGAACCUAUGAUUCAGUGAUGUGCCCUAUGUCUGACAACACCCAAAAGUCACUUUUUUUUAUCCAGUGUUAUUUUCUUACGGUUUUACAAGUCUUGUUUAUUGAGUUGCUUUUCACCAUAUGAAAAAUCUAAGGAUACAUGUAUUAUAGCACUGAGCUGCAGUUUAACUAUUUAUACAUGCAUACAUAUGUGUGUAGUGGGGAGGUUUUGAAAUGCUGCAGUGAAAAACAUUCCACUUUGACUUCAGAAUAAAUGCCUAACUGAAUACACUACUUUAUAAACCUAUUUAAUUGUGUAACAAUGGUAUUAAAAUAAACUUUUAUAAUUGA